UGACGUCACUUGGUUAAGGGUCACAAACAUGGCGCUGCUCUUGUAGAGGGUUGUGUCUUUCGGGUUUGGCUUGUAGGCUCGUAUACUACGUGAUAAAAUAAUCGGGUUUUUGCAACAGUGGCCUUUGUUGACACUAUGUCAAUUUAAUAUCGAUGAAAUCUCAAAAAAAUGUGAAUAAUUGUAUUUAAUCAAACAUAGCGGUGAGUUAGUUAGCUGACUUUGGCUAAUGCUAAAGGCGUAUGGGCGUUUGCAGAAUCAGUGACGUCAUUGUUACCUUUUGUUUACGGUUUGGUGACAUGCUUUUGGUUUUAAACACUCAGCCAAUCACAGUGUAGAAGGCGGGAUCUUUGUGUCUUAGCUGUCAUGUCAGGGAGAAACGUCUGGGCCAGUAGCCGGGAGAGGAUGAGGAGAUUCCCUGAGCUGUUUGCCCGGUGCUCAGCAGAGGCAGCUGCUUAUGGUAAAUGUGUGGUUUCCACUACAACAGGAAAACAGGAGCUGAAGAAAGAUUUGUGCCUGAAAGAGUUUGAAGCUCUGAAGACCUGCUUCAUCAACGCUGCAAAUCAGCGGAUCAAGUAGAGAAAGAAUUCAAUUCAUGUGACUUUUGAUUCAUGACUUGGUGCUGAGCCAUUCGUUCACUCGUCUUCAGGACGUGGUUUAUCCUGCUCAAGCUCGUGGUGGAUUCGGAGCCUUUCAAGAAACACCGGUUUCGAGGCUGAAAUAGACGCUGGGUGGGACAAUGAGGCGCAUACGUUCAAAUGUAGAGGCAAUUUAGCAAAGCCAAUCCAGCUAACAGCAUGUUUUUUCAAAAGUGGAAGAAGACCCGGAGGAUCACACAUAGACACAGAAACACCACACAGACAAUAACAACUUGUGCUUUGGAACAAACUGCCACCAUGCUGUUAAAAUGUUUGUUUUUUAAUUUCUAACCACCAUCAUAUAUUAUGUACUUUUUAUUUGAACAAUAUAUGAACAUAUUUUGGUGCAUGAAAAUAAAUGAUCUAUCUAUGCCCCUGGUUUCAGUGGGGAAAUUUUU
Molecule: messenger RNA, 1033 nt
Organism: Hemibagrus wyckioides
Lineage: Eukaryota; Metazoa; Chordata; Actinopteri; Siluriformes; Bagridae
Gene: ndufaf8
Product: NADH:ubiquinone oxidoreductase complex assembly factor 8
Exons: 3
Coding region: 364-576 (70 amino acids)
Biological process (GO): mitochondrial respiratory chain complex I assembly
Cellular component (GO): mitochondrion
Source: RefSeq, a predicted model, not a curated record